This is a messenger RNA of Aspergillus nidulans FGSC A4, 1317 nucleotides long. RefSeq lists its product as uncharacterized. The transcript is spliced from 2 exons. NCBI's taxonomy places the organism in Eukaryota, Fungi, Ascomycota, Eurotiomycetes, Eurotiales, Aspergillaceae. The record is from RefSeq and is a predicted model, not a curated record. Bases 1 to 1317 code for a protein of 438 amino acids.
AUGCCAACUCCGAUCAGAACCCGUGGCCGGAGAAAAGUACGCGCACAAUCUGACAAUGGCGUACCUAAACCUGUGUCAUCAGGCCCCAGGGGUGGGAGGCCAAUGCUACCGCCAGACGUCAAACGCGAGUCUGGGAGCUACAAGCGGGCUCGUCUCCUUGCUGCCAAACCGCCUCCGCCAAGACUCCGCAGGAGGCUAUCCAGACUGGAGUCUUUGCCCGUGGAACUGAUUGAGAAGAUAUUUCUGUACUCCCUUAAUGUCAACCUGCCGCGAUGCUCGUCUUCCAUCUCUGCAGCCGUCUCUAGCGACCGGAUUUACCGUGCUUUGACGUUGCUAGCAUUCUUUGAUCCAGAGAAGACUGUGUUGCCAGAUCUCUAUCCACCGAACCAAGAUGUCGGGUCGCCCACAGACCCGAAGGCUGCGGCCAUCAGGGUCUCAGAGACUCAGAUCUCACGGAUCUUGAGACCAUUGGAGUAUAUCCAUCUCGAAAAGGAGGAGCGAAGUUCUCUCCAGGCAUCUGUCGUCAGGUGUAGAUGGUGCACCAUCGACCGUUUGAUAUCUUCACUGCCCGACCUCAUGUGCCUGGCCAUUUGGCGAUAUUGGUUCCCGGGGGCACACAUCUCUUUAAACAUCAGAAACGUCGGGCCAGAUGUAGAAUCGGCCACGGACCUGACAAUUCUCGACGUCUCUGAGAUCCCCGACAAGUUUCUCAGUGGAGCGAAUGAAGGAUUCAACGAAGCCCACACCCGCUUUCUCGAGGUUCUCCGCCUAGCUGGUGGGUUGAACCGCUUACUCAGUGUCGAAAGGAUAAAUGAGAUCAAUUUCUCCCGUGAAGCCAUUCAGCAAGGUAUCCAUGCGGCUCUCGUGGAACACAAUGCUAACGCCCUCACCACCCUCCUUAAGCUCGACGAGUUUACCUUCCGUUGCCAGAACAACCUUGUAGAUGCCGUGUAUACCCUACCACCAGAGCAUUUCCGCACCGCUGUCCGUGUGGCACGACACGACUCUAGCUUCUUCCAGCUUCUGCUGCGUGCGAGUGCUGAGUCUGUUCCCUACGACGAUUCGGAGAUCACGCACUGGGCAGUUACUACGGGUGGUCCUUUUGAACAAUGGCUACUGGAUUUCAUGCUGCAGCUGCCGGAGCAAAUCAGGGCGACAACCAAGGGAAGUCAACAAAUGUUCUAUCAUGGGGGCUUGAAUACAGCAAGUGCCAUGACAGAAAGGUAUCUUCGAGAUAUUCUGGGAACGGAUGAGCUUAAGGUCUGGCUAGAAGAGUCGUCGUACGAUUUUCCCAGCGAAUGGAUUGUUGAGAGUUGA